Neomonachus schauinslandi (Hawaiian monk seal) is the source of this 2491-nucleotide messenger RNA. RefSeq names its product kelch repeat and BTB domain-containing protein 6-like. The record is from RefSeq and is a predicted model, not a curated record. Gene Ontology annotation, molecular function: protein binding. Lineage: Eukaryota; Metazoa; Chordata; Mammalia; Carnivora; Phocidae.
GAGGGCGAGGAGGAGCCAGAGCCCGGUCCUUGCACCCAUUCUCGCCCUCGUACCCCGCCGCCAUCUCCACCAUGCAGUCCCGGGAAGAAGCUCCGCGCUCUCGCCGCCUGGCCAGUCCCCGCGGCGGCAAGCGGCCCAAGAGGAUCCACAAGCCCACGGUUUCGGCUUUUUUCACGGGCCCGGAGGAGCUGAAGGACACGGCUCAUUCUGCAGCCCUCCUGGCACAGCUGAAGUCCUUCUACGACGCGCGGCUGUUAUGUGAUGUGACCAUCGAGGUGGUGACGCCUGGUAGCGGCCCUGGGACCGGCCGCCUCUUCCCCUGCAACCGGAACGUGCUGGCUGCCGCGUGUCCCUACUUCAAGAGCAUGUUCACCGGUGGCAUGUAUGAGAGCCACCAGGCGAAUGUGACCAUGCAUGAUGUGGAUGCCGAGUCCUUCGAGGUGCUGGUCGACUACUGCUACACUGGUCGAGUGUCCUUGAGUGAAGCCAACGUGGAGCGCCUUUACGCGGCCUCUGACAUGUUACAGCUCGAGUACGUACGGGAAGCCUGUGCCUCCUUCCUAGCCCGCCGCCUUGACCUGGCCAACUGCACCGCCAUUUUCAAGUUCGCCGACGCCUUCGGCCACCGCAAGCUGCGAUCGCAGGCCCAGUCCUUUAUAGCCCACAAUUUCAAGCAGCUCAGCCAGAUGGGCUCGAUUCGGGAAGAGACUCUGGCAGAUCUGACCCUCGCCCAGUUGCUGUCCAUCCUGCGCCUGGAUAGUCUCAACAUAGAGCUGGAGCAGACCGUGUGUCAUGUGGCGGUGCAGUGGUUGGAGGCGGCUCCCAAGGAGCGGGGCCCCAGCGCUGCGGAAGUCUUCAAGUGUGUCCGCUGGACGCACUUCACCGAUGAAAAUAAGGAUUACCUGGAAGGGCUGCUGACCAACACCAUCGUGAAGAAGUACUGUCUGGACCUUAUUGAAGGGGCCCUGCAGAUGCGCUACGGUGACAAGUUGUGCAAGUCCCUGGUGCCGAAGCCAGAGACCAGCAGCGGCAGCGGCGGCGCCAGCAGCACCUGCAGCACCAGCAGUGGUGGCGGCGGCAGCAGCAGCGCCUCUGUGGUGCCCACAGCAGAGAAUCCCCCCCAGCGGCUGGGCGUGUGCGCUAAGAAGAUGGUGAUCUUCUUUGGCCAUCCCAGAGAUCCCUUCCUGUGCUGUGACCCGUACACCGGCGAUAUUUACAAAGUGCCGUCGCCUCUGACCUGCCUGGCUCACACGAGGACUGUCACCACCUUAGCUGUCUGUGUCUCUCCAGACCACGACAUCUACCUGGCCGCUCAGCCCAGGAAGGACCUGUGGGUGUACAAGCCAGCCCAGAACAGCUGGCAGCAGCUUGCCGACCGCCUGCUGUGUCGGGAGGGCAUGGAUGUGGCCUACCUCAAUGGCUACAUCUACAUUUUGGGUGGGCGAGACCCGAUUACCGGCGUGAAACUGAAGGAGGUAGAAUGCUACAGUGUCCAGAGAAACCAGUGGGCACUGGUGGCCCCACUACCCCAUUCCUUCAUAUCCUUCGAUCUGAUGGUAAUUCAGAACUAUCUGUAUGCCCUCAAUAGUAAGCGCAUGUUCUGCUAUGAUCCGAGCCACAACAUGUGGCUCAAGUGUGUUUCUCUCAAGCGCAAUGACUUUCAGGAAGCCUGUGUCUUCAAUGAUGAGAUCUACUGCAUCUGCGACAUCCCAGUCAUGAAGGUCUACAAUCCAGUCAGAGGAGAAUGGAGGCAGAUUAAUAAUAUCCCAUUGGUGUCGGAGACCAACAACUACCGCAUUAUCAAUCACGGCCAAAAACUGUUGCUGAUCACCUCGCGCACCCCGCAGUGGAAGAAGAACCGGGUGACGGUGUAUGAGUAUGACACUAGGGGAGACCAGUGGAUUAACAUAGGUACCACCUUAGGCCUCUUCCAGUUUGAUUCUAACUUCUUUUGCCUCUCAGCUCGUGUGUAUCCUUCCUGCCUUGAACCUGGUCACAGUUUCCUCACUGAGGAAGAAGAUGUGCCGAGCGAAUCUAGCACCGAAUGGGAUUUAGGUGGAUUCAGUGAGCUGGACUCGGAGUCAGGAAGUUCAAGUUCUUUAUCUGAUGAUGAUUUGUGGGUUCAGGUGGCACCUCAGUGAAAUGCACAGGAUCAGCAGAAUUUGUUGUAGAUAGGUUGAAACACUAAGGUGUUUUUACUGCUUUGGAAAGUGUCUUAAAGAGAUACCCUUUCUCUUUGCUGGGAGGAAAAAAAAACAACAACAGGUUGAUACAAUUUCAGGUUUGGUUUAGAAAGGGUAUUGUUUGAAAUACUAACAUAAUUUAAUGUUAGGGAAUUUAUACACUCAAAGAAAUCAACCUAUUUAAUAAUUUACUGUUCUAAAAGUCCAGUAUUGAUUUGAUUGUUGGGUAUGUUUCUGUUUGAUUAUACUAAUUUAGUCUUCUGUUAUUAAAUCUUAUAUUCUGUUUUGUGCCACAAGUACUGUGACUU